GAGCUCCUCUUAAAGGGCACGGCACAGUGCGACACGCAACACACGGAAAUACCGUAUUAUUAUUAAAAUACAAUUUUAUCAAACCAAACUUGAAAUUAAUUAUCACGUGAUUUUAAUAUUCCAACAAAGCCGAACGGCAUAUUUUUUUGGACGGCUGAACACCAUUGGAACGCCCCCCUAUUGUUCCCCUUUUUAUAGUCAACCCCUACGCCAUGUCGCCAUUAUCGGCAUAAGACAACAAGCAGGAGUGUAGUCGACCUACCUUACGGUCCUCCGUGUCCUCGCCUGUCCGCCGCGUCACUCAGCGUCUCCCCCUGCCAUGCCCCGCGUCAGCUCGCUGCUACCCGCCCUGCUGUUCGUCCUCUUCCCGGGCCCGAGCUGGGGUUACUUUCCCGAGGAGCGCUGGAGCCCGGAGUCUCCGCUUCUCUCCCCGCGGGUCGUGCUCUCGCUCAUCUGCCGCAACUCCGCGCACUCGUUGCCGCUCUUCCUGGGAGCCAUCGAACGCCUCCGCUACCCGAAGGACCGCAUAGCUCUGUGGGUGGCGACAGAUCACAAUGUAGAUAACACCACUGCUAUCCUGAGAGAGUGGCUCAUCAAAGUUCAGAAUGACUAUCACUAUGUGGAGUGGAGACCCGAUGAUGGAUCCAGUGCCUUCGAGGACGAGGUGGGACCUAAACACUGGAAUAAUCUUCGAUAUGAACAUAUUAUGAAGCUUCGCCAGGGGGCAUUGGACACGGCCCGUGAGGUCUGGGCCGACUAUCUGCUGGUGGCAGACUGUGACAACCUGCUCACCAACCCAGAUGUGUUGUGGAAACUGAUGAGAGAAAACAAGACCAUUGUUGCUCCGAUGUUGGAGUCCAGAGCUGCUUACUCUAACUUUUGGUGCGGCAUGACCUCACAGGGUUACUACAAGCGAACACCAGCCUACAUGCCUAUCAGAAAGCAGGAGCGUCGUGGCUGCUUCGCUGUACCGAUGGUCCACUCGACAUACCUGGUGGACCUGCGGAAGGAAGCCUCUCGUCAGCUGGCUUUUUACCCCCCACAUCCAGAGUACAGCUGGUCUUUCGACGAUGUCAUCGUUUUUGCCUACUCUGCUCGCAUGGCGGAUGUCCAGAUGUAUGUAUGCAACAAAGAAACCUAUGGAUAUUUUCCUGUGCCGAUGCGCUCCCAUGCUACACUGCUGGAUGAGGCCGAGAGCUUCUUGCACACUCAUCUUGAAGUCAUGGUGAAAAAUCCUCCUCUGGAGUAUUCCAGCUUCCUGACUCUUCCUCCCAAGCAGCCAAACAAGAUGGGCUUUGAUGAGGUGUUCAUGAUAAAUCUGGUGCGGAGAUCUGACCGGCGGGAGCGCAUGCUAAGAACAUUACACGAGAUGGAGCUGAGCUGUAAGUUGAUUGCAGCUGUGGAUGGCAAAGCUCUGAAUGAGAGUGACAUUGAGCCUAUGGGGAUUAGUAUGCUGCCUGGGUACAAAGACCCCUAUCAUGGUCGACCUCUCACCAAGGGUGAACUGGGUUGUUUCCUCUCUCAUUACAACAUCUGGAAGGAGAUAGCAGACCGCGGUCUGCACACAUCCUUGGUCAUUGAAGACGACCUGCGCUUUGAGGUGUUCUUCAAACGCCGUCUCCAGACGUUGCUCCAGGAAGUGUCGGCACACAAGCUGGACUGGGAUCUCAUUUAUAUCGGACGUAAGCGAAUGCAGGUGGAUCAUCCAGAGAAGUCGGUGCCAAACAUCCACAAUCUGGUGGAGGCCGACUACUCCUACUGGACUUUAGGCUAUCUGCUGUCCUUGCAAGGAGCCCAAAAACUCUUGAAGGCAGAGCCUCUGAAAAAGAUGCUUCCUGUGGAUGAGUUCCUUCCUGUCAUGUAUGACAAACAUCCUGUCUUGGACUACAUGGACCACUUUGAGGAUCGGAACCUGCGAGCGUUCUCCGCGGAGCCGCUUCUUGUGUAUCCCACCCAUUAUACAGGAGACGCGGGCUACAUCAGCGAUACAGAAACCUCCGUGGUCUGGAACAACGAGACAACCAAGACAGACUGGGACCGAGCCAAGUCCAGGAAAACGCAGGAGCAGGUGGAGCUGAGCCUGGAGGCUCAGAACUCGGAUGUGCUUCAGUCCGAUUUGGAGAACUGGAGUGCACGGGAUGAGCUGUGAGGCCUUCAGGGAGCUCUCACACGACACUGAGCAGGUUGACAUACUGGGCAGGAGAAGAAAGCUAGGUGAGUGGAAGUAAUAAGGCGAGGUAGACGAACACAGGUCAAGUGAGACUUCAACGUUUGUCUCUUGUCACAAUUUGAUCUUUCUCUUAAAAGGAGGAGGUUGGAUCUAAAGUAAAAUUAACUCUUGAAGAGUCGCUGAGUAGCUUUCGUUUUAUUUAUUGCCUGCUAACACCUCCCUUUGGUUCAGGUAUAACCAGACUGAAACAUUUAAUUACUGACUAACCCGCCUACUCUUUCAAAUAAACAAUUAACGCUUUAGGUCAGAUUAAUCCUAGGGUUGCUGUGGAUUAAUUUACAUUAAUCAUGUUUAUUUAAUCUAUAAUAAUAAUGUUUAAUUUAGCAUUUUGCAACAAAGAGAGUCAAGUAAAAAGGGAAUAUAUAUGCACUUAAUGUGUUAAACACUUUUAAAGGGGACCUAUGAUGAUUUAAAUCGACAUGUAAAACACUUCCUUGUGGUGUAGAUCAGUAUUUUUCACACUAGUGUGCCGUGAGAUACAGUCUGGUGUGCCGGGGGAGAUUAUCUAAAAUCACCUAUUUGGGUUACAAAUAUUUUUUGCAAACCAGUAACUAUAGUCUGCAAAUUAUGUGUUGUUGUUGAGUGUCGGUGCUGUCUAAAGCUCAGCAGAAUCACUGUGUAAUACUCUUCUAUCUCAGUAAGUGGCAGACGGUAGCUAAUUGCUUUGUAGAUGUCGGAAACAGCGGGAGGCAGUGUGCAGGUAAAAAGGUGUCUAAUGCUUAAACCAAAAAUAAACAAAAGGUGAGUGCCCCUAAGAAAAAGCAUUGAAGCUUAGGGAAGGCUAUGCAGAACGAAACUAAAACUGAACUGACUACAAAGUAAACAAAAACAGAAUGCUGGACGACAGCAAAGACUUACUGCGGAGCAAAGACGGCG
This is a messenger RNA of Nerophis lumbriciformis (worm pipefish), 3106 nucleotides long. Its product is annotated as procollagen galactosyltransferase 1-like. The record is from RefSeq and is a predicted model, not a curated record. Gene Ontology annotation, molecular function: procollagen galactosyltransferase activity. NCBI's taxonomy places the organism in Eukaryota, Metazoa, Chordata, Actinopteri, Syngnathiformes, Syngnathidae.